ACUUAUGUCAUACGCUACCCCACCACAUUAUUCAGCUGUGCUUAUAAAUGAAGGGCAGUCCGCAUCCACAAAGAGCAACGCUGGAAGUAGGUGGUCUGUAGUCGUCUACUGAGAGAGAAAAAUGGGUUUGAAGGAGGAAUUUGAGGAGUAUGCCGAGAAAGCCAAGACCUUACCAGACAACACAACGAAUGAAAGCAAGCUCAUUCUCUAUGGACUGUUCAAGCAAGCUACCGUUGGACCAGUGAAUACCAGUCGUCCUGGAAUGUUCAACAUGAAGGAAAGAUACAAGUGGGAUGCAUGGAAGGCUGUUGAAGGGAAAUCUAAGGAGGAAGCAAUGAACGAUUAUAUCACCAAGGUAAAACAGUUGCAGGAGGAGGCUGCUGCUGCGACUGCUUGAUGUCUGACAUCGUGUGUAUUUCCUUGCCUAUAUCAUUUGUCUUUGAACAAGUGAAACCAAGAAUAAACAUUGUACUUGUUUUUAAUUGCUACUAUGUGAUUCCUGAGUUCUGGUUGUUUAAAGUAGAUCUGUUUUAUUUACUUAUAGCAUAAACGAGUUCAAAUGAAGAAAUGUUAGUGGUGUUGUGCUAAUGGAACUGAUUGGAUCACUAUUUCAAAUACAUACGGACAUAACUGAUGGAAUAUGCCUAAAUCUAUCUAUAUGAUGCUUUGACA
This is a messenger RNA of Durio zibethinus, 672 nucleotides long. RefSeq names its product acyl-CoA-binding protein 6 (gene ACBP6). The record is from RefSeq and is a predicted model, not a curated record. Gene Ontology annotation, biological process: fatty acid metabolic process. Lineage: Eukaryota; Viridiplantae; Streptophyta; Magnoliopsida; Malvales; Malvaceae. Gene Ontology annotation, molecular function: fatty-acyl-CoA binding.